UUUGCCAAUAAUGCACUAUAACGUUGGAAGCUGAUAAACCCCACCCCAGAAGAAGAAGAGUGCGAGUUGUUGAUUGAUAGAUAUCGGUUGGGGAUAUCAAUGUGUUAAGCUGAUCUGCCGUAUGUGAAAGAGAGAGGAGCGGGGCACACUUUCUAAUUGACCUAUCACAAUUGAACUUUUGAGUAUGGUGCCCCAUAUGCUUGUAAUGCAGCACAACGCAAUGUGCUGGGACGGAUAGAACUGACACAACAUGGAUAACGCCUGUGAAAAUGCCAGAUCAAGAGAAUGGAGCUAUGGUGAUGGAUACAGCCGCCAUAAUAUGGCUCAGUGGGAAAGUGCUCCCCCUGCUGGUGAAAGACAGUACCUCAUCCAACAGGAAAGGGAACGCCAGUGGCUGAACCAUGAGAAAGAAGCUGCCAUACGGGCCCACUACAACUCCCUUAGACAAAACUCUCCAAUGGACUUCCGUGGACAUGGGGCACAAGAGACCCAGCCUCUGCAUCUGUAUCAUCAGGACCAUCACAGAAUGGCUCCGAGUCAGAACAUAAGGGAUUGGCCGAAUCUGAGAGGCCAGGCAUCCCCUAAUGUAACCUUACACCGCAGUGGAGAGAGAACAGAAACAUGGGCUAAGCAUGAACCCCACUUCCCCAGCUAUGAGUUUUUGCCCCCACUCAUUGUCGAAAGAGGGCAUGAUGAUAUAACCCAUCGCCAUAAAGCUGACUGGGAUUAUAUGGUUGGUCGGAUAGUGAAUCAUAACAAGCUCCAUUGCUUGGAAAGCAAAUGGCAGAUGUUAGAUCCCACCCAUUCCAAUGGACAUGCUAGAGGACAUUUUAAUGAACAAUCAAGGGGACAUUCUAAUUCCUAUUCCAGGGUUCAUUCUACUGAAUGCUCAAAGGGAAGUUCUAGGGGUGGGUCUAGUGGAUGUUCUAGGGGUGGGUCUAGUGCACGUCCUAGGGGUGGCUCUACUGCACGUUCUAGGGGUGGCUCUAGUGGACGUUCUAGGGGUGGCUCUAGUGGACGUUCUAGGGGUGGCUCUAGUGGACGUUCUAGGGGUGGCUCUAGUGGAGGUUCUAGGGGUGGCUCUAGUGGAAGUUCUAGCGUCCAUUCCAGCAGGUCUCCCAGGCUGGACUUCCAGGCUAAGCAUGUCAACCCUUUUCAAACUAUGACCAACAGUUCUACAGACAUUCAGAACGCCAACAUCACUCCAACUGUUCCUACGGUCAACAACAAACACAGUGAAACAACAUCAGGACAUACAACAGGUCCUGCGAGAUAUUCUACAUCACUUGUGCAGACCUUUACUACGACUGCACAGCAGUGUGUUUUUACGGAUUUCCCUUCCACGGGAGGUACAGAAUCUGGUGUUGUUGACCUAAAAGCAGCCCAGGUAACAAAUGCAGACACCCAUGGUAUACUAGGACCUAGUGUUCCUUUCCAAGCCAUAACACAACAUACAGAUCAUCUUCCUGGCAAUGAUGCUCUGGUUUCUCACACACAGAUCUCUACCACCCCUGAACAGCAACAUGCUUCCUCUCCUUCUCUCACCGACACCCCUCAGGAAAAAUCUCAUAAACAUAAGAUCUCACUCAAGGAAAUACAGCACUGGCCCCAGAGUGUUUUAAGAUCUAAAAAUGGACCUGUAAAUGGGAAUAACUCAACACAAGACCCCUCUCAGUCCCAACAAUCUAGCACAGAGAAGAUGUAUGUUUUACAAGCAGGCAAAACACAACUACAUCUAAACACCAAAGACUACCAGGCGAGGCCCCCUGGGAGGUUUAGUGAUGAGGACUCCACUAUACGGCUGGAGAUUAAGUCCACCCCCAGGUACAUGACCCUGACGGCAGUCGCCACCGCUCCGCCGCCCCCCGUGGCUAUCGUCCCGCCAAUGGGUCCACAGCAGUCCCCAGAGCCCAUGGAGACAGAGAAUGCAGGCAAUGAGCUGCCAUUUAAGAUUUUACAGACCUGGUCCAUCAAUGAAAAACAGGCAGAAAACCUGUGGGAAAGAACUAAAGAUGAUGCAAGCUCUCUCUCUGUCCUAAAUGAGAUGGUUCAAGUUGAGAGUCUUCUGGAGUGUGAUAAACCUGUAGAUGCAUCUGCCACAAGUCCAAUGGCAUCUACAGGAGAGGACAAUGAUGAGGUCCGUCAGGUCAUCACACAAAUGGACAAGAGAUCACCUUCACCAUUUGUCCACACCAACCCUCAGGCAACUGAUAUUGUAUGCAUCGGUGGUGCCCAGAUAAUCGUGGAAGGUAGCUCUAAUGUUGCAGAUGAGAGCACUCUUGAUUUGUCCACAAUUGCUGAAGUUCAGUUCAAGUUAUGUGCGCUGCAGAGACUGGUUACUUAUCUGGAGAGUGCGACAACAGUCACAGAGGCAAAGGAUGGUUGUCUCGAGGCCAUAUUGAAGUUGUAUUGGGGAGGGGAUACCUCUAACCUGUUAGAAGCCUUAAAAGAUCAAAUGGAUGAGAAAAUCAUGCAGGAUGCGUCUGCCUGGGCCGCAGAGGAUGAGAAGGCCGUGGUUUUCUUUGCAGUCAGUGGUAUAUCACUAGGGGAAGUGCUCGAGAAGUUUCCCAUUCCAGUACAUGUUGACACCUCUUCCCAAGUGGGUUACAGGUCGUCAUGGUUAAAUGUCAACGAGAAGCUGAAUGACAUUGACAAAGAUUCUGGAAGAGCUUGGUCUCUGUGGUACAUACCAGAUAAAGCAGAGGACAGUUCCAAAGUGGUUGGAGGUGUCCAGAAGGAUGACACCAUCCACAGCAAGAUGGAGACCGUGGAAUUUCCUGCAGAAGCAACAGACUCAGACCUCACAACAAACACAGACCUCACAACAAACGCAGACUUAGAGGCAGAACCCCAUUCCCCAAUGAUUUUGACCGUCCUCACACCAGAGGAUGCUGUGAAGCUGCUUGCUGAAACAGAGGCACCAGACACAGACCUCAAAACGGUCGUAGACCUCACAACAGACUCGGACACAGAACCCCUUUCCCCAAUGAAUUUGACCAUUCUGACAUCUGAGGAUGCCAUGAGACUGUUUUGCCAGAUCGAGAAUGGCUCUCACCUCCAAUUCGCGUCCCCUGAAUCCUGCUCUAAAAACAAAGAUAAGACACAGACAAAGCAACUAGAGAAUAUAGAAAGUGGCAGCUUAGAUAAGUCCUGCUACUGUCCUUGUGGUAUUGAAACUGACAAUGGGUUUGAAAUGGACCUAUGCUCCAGUUGUCAGAGAGAGAAAGGAUUGCAGCAAGAUACAAGAUGCAUAACAAUCGCUCACUGCUUUACCAUGUCAUGUACAAAUGAUCAGGAGACAGAGGUCCCCAAUGACUCUGGGGGGAAGGUGACUGUUGACAGUCAAUGCAGGGACAAGAAGCAGAUACAUUCAACUGAAGAAGAGGGUGAUGACAAUAAAUCCAGUGACAAUAAGACACAGGGUGAAAUGCAGCAAUGGACAGGCGUCAUACCGAUCAUUGACUUUUUUUUCUGGUCAGAUACAAGUGAGGAUUCCGAUCAGGAGACAGAGGAGAGCUAUAAUGAACAACAUGCUCAGAUUGAGGCUCAUGCUUCUAAUGUGAAAAGGACAGAGCCUGAAACUGAUGCCAAAGCACCAUGUGAGUCAGCCCAAGAACGUACGACCCAAAGCAAAGUCAGUCCUGGUUCUGAGGAUAGGGAAAGAUGGCAAGAGAAGGACCAAGACUGCAGGAUGAGUACAUUACCACGUCCCAAGGUUGAAAACCCCUCUAAGGUAAGAGCUAACAUCAUAGCAGACAACUGGUGUUCACCUAUAGAGGACUGUGGUUCACCUGUAGAAAAGUAUGACAAAGUUGCUGACUUUGUCACCCAAUACAAAACCUGCAAGUCAAAGAAAAAAGUACAUCAAAAAAUGGAAAAGGAGAAGACCCUCCAUCCAAUGUCAUCUGACAGGCAAAGUUACAAGAAAAGCCAUGGGAGAGCAGAGAGGGGAAGGACACCAUCCCAAACCGCUAAGAGCUCUGGGUUGAAGGCAACUGUGGAUAAUCAAUGCAGGGACCUGAAGCCACAUGCAUCACACAAGUGGAGACAUUCAACUGAGAGUGAUGAAAAUCGAUGUAAAGACAAGAAGAGGGGAUCAUCAACUGUGAAAGAGUGUGAGGGCUGUCAAUCCAGGGACAAGAAGCCACCGAAGAGGAGACAUUCAACUGAAACUGAUGGCAGGAACUCAGACUCCAAAGAGUCACAGUGCCAGUUGGUGGACAUAGAGAGGAGCAGUGGAAUCUCACUCCCAUGCCCUAGGGUGAAAACCCUCCAUGUGCAGGGAUCCUCAACCACCAUCAUUCCUCUCAAAAUCUCCAUAAACAUCCCCAAAAAGACUUCCAUAAACACCUCACCCUCUAAACAUACUGAAGUCCCCAGAAUGCCAAAGACUAAAGCCCAGAAAAAAACUAACAGACACCGCUCCCCUGCAAAGUUAAUGUCUCAUGUUGUCAAAGAGCGGCAGAGGAACGACAUCAAACACAAGCAAAAAAUUCAAUGCCAAAAAGUCAGAUUGAAAAAGCUGUCCUUACCCAAACAUCUUGUCAGGAAAGGUUCUCCAUCAAGCCGGGAGAGCGAGGAAGAUUCUCCACCAAGCCUGAGGAGAGGGAAAGGUUCCCCACCAAGGCAGAAGAGGGUGGCGGAUAGAGGAGAGUCUGGGGGUUUAGGGAUAAUGGUCUCUAAGAUUCCUGACUCGUCCAAGAAACUAAAACCUACGGCAGAGAGUGACUUGACAUCCCAACAAAAAUUGACACAGAUUCCGAAGGUGUUGAAAAAGAAUGAGAAAGGAAGGUUGUCAAAAAGUGAGUGUGAGUACGAGUCGCUGCCCCCCAAGCCAAAGCUGCCAAGGAUUCCGAAGCUUCCGAGGACUCCAGAGGUUUCAAAGGAUUGGUGUGAGAGAGAGAACAGAGAAGAGACAUCUCCCAGUGCUUCACCUGAAUCACAAAUGCUGAACAAAUCUGCAAGAGUGGCACACAAGCCCAAACCUUUUAUCAAGCCUGCCAGGCCCAAUGGUUAUAGCCCAGGUAGUCAUGCUUGCCCUAAUCCGGCCAGGUUAUCACCGGAACAUGACAACCGCCAUUUUGGGGCAAAAGUCUCUGCGAGGCAGCAGGUGUUCUCAGAUUGGGAGAGCAGCUUUGUCCCGACUCCAACCCCCCGGACUCGCAGGCAAUCAGGGUGUCCUCCAGAGGAAGUGGAAGGUCAACAGGCCAGUCCCAGGUCCACCUCGGAGACCAGGAUCAUCCGACCCAUUCUAAAACGUGUCGAUGCUCCGCCAAAACCCAAGCGGAACAUCAGCUUUCCUUUGAAUCCAAGAAACGUGCACUACUUCAAGCCCAGUGAAUAUGAAAAUUACGUCAUGUUCAACAGGUCUUACACAGAUCCGGAAGAUGCACAGCGCUAUGAUGAUGAAGAGGAAGAUACUUCUGUGAACUGCCAGAACAAGAAGAAACAGCCCCCCGUUAUGGAAGCGAAGCAGCAAGAUAUAGGGGAGCUGAAGCCUGGACCAAGCGGUUUAUGUGAAAAGCGCUUCAAAAGGAAGUGGGAAAUGCAGGAGCCUGCUGCCAUUUUGAUGAAGGAGAGCAUUGUUCAGGCAAAGCAUUGGACGAAGUCUCUCCAUCGUGAUCCUCCAAAAGAAUUCAGACACUCAGCAAAAAUAACUGGAGUUGGUUACAUCAAGUCAGAGAAGCAGAAGAGGCCAAAUGAAAUUGAAGGUUCCUCUCGGAAUUCAAGUCCUCGUCACGGUCAUCAUUCAGGUUCUUCUCAGAAUUCAAGUCCCCGUCACGGUAACCAUCCGACUGACUCUCUGCAUGCAAGUCCCCGUCACGGUCAUCAUUCGGGUUCCUCUCAGAUUUUAAGCCCCCCUCGUGGUCACCAUUCAUCCUCCAGCCAGGGGAGAAGAGUUGAGCCAACGGCCAGGCACCAUGGCUUUCCGGUGGACGAAUGGAACGAGUGGUGGUCAGAAGACAGACGUGAUUCGUAAGCCAAUCAGUCGGCCAUGACAGGAUACACCAGACAGUACAAUAGUUGAUGCAACCUGCAAAGACAAUGACAUCGUGCCUAUGCUGUUUAAAAAAAAACUUGAAACACUACAGACAGCGCCUAAAUGUAGGCUACAUUAUGCAGUUUAAUUUUCUACAUGUUUUUAGAUUAAUACAUGUCUUAUUUCUCUCCCUAUAAUAAGGUUGGUUAUCUGUGGUUGAAACAGUCAGAAGUGUGUAUUAUAUACUAUGUACAUUGUUGCUCUUGACACCUAACAUGCUGACCAAACCGCCCGCUUGCGUGGGUACGCCAUCGCGUGCAAGUUGAUUUUGUUCACCCACACCAGAAGCGAUCAGGACACGCAGGUUGAAAUCAACACACUGAUUAGAUUAAUUUGUGGACAGGUCAAAAAGCAUUAAACAUUUAUGGCAAUUUAGAUAAAUUAGCUAGCAACAGCAAGCGAGCUGUCAGCCACCAAGUAUUUAGUCAGCCACCAAUUGCGCAAGUUUUCCCACUUAAAAAUAUGUGAGAGGCCUGUAAUGUUCAUCAUUGGUGUCACGGUUUUCAUAUGGUGAAGGAGAGUCGGACCAAACUGCAGCGUGUCUAUUGUGAUCCAUGUUUAAUAAAACAAACGUAACACGAAUCAAUACAAAACACUACAAAAACAAAUAAACGAAAAUGAAAACCGAAACAGCCUAAACUGGUGUCAACUAACACAGCACAAGGACACUAAGGACAAUCACCCACGACAAACUCAAAGAAUAUGGCUGCUUAAAUAUGGUUCCCAAUCAGAGACAACGAUAAGCACCUGCCUCUGAUUGAGAACCACUCCAGACAGCCAUAGACUUUGCUAGAUAACCCCACUAGCUACAAUCCCAAAUACAUACACACCAAAACCCCAAGACAAAACACACCACAAUACAAAAACUCCAUGCCACACCCUGGCCUGACCCAAUACAUGAAGAAAAACACAAAAUACUUAGACCAGGGCGUGACAGAACCCCCCCCCCCCCCCCUAAGGUGCGGACUCCCGAACGCACCUCAAAACAAUAGGGAGGGUCCGGGUGGGCGUCUGUCCAUGGUGGCGGCUCCGGCGCCCCUGGAUAGACCACCCUCGCCGCCGACCAUGGCCCAGUAAGUCCUCACCCAGAACCCCACUGGACUGAGGAGCAGAUCGGGACUAAAGGACAGCUCGGGACUAAGGCAGCUCGGGAGUGAGAGAAAGCUCGGGAGUGAGAGAAAGCUCGGGAGUGAGAGAAAGCUCGGGAGUGAGAGAAAGCUCAGGCAGGUUGAUGGAUCUACCAGAUCCUGGCUUGCUGGUGGUUCCGGCAGAUCCUGGCUGACUGGCGGAUCCUGGCUGAGUAGCAGAUCUGGCGGAUCCUGGCUGACUGGCGGAUCCUGGCUGACUGGCGGAUCCUGGCUGACUGGCGGAUCUGGAAGAGUCUGGCUGACUGGCAGAUCUGGAAGAGUCUGGCUGACUGGCAGAUCUGGAAGAGUCUGGCUGACUGGCAGAUCUGGACAGACUGGCGGCUCCUUGCAGACUGGCGGCUCCUUGCAGACUGGCGGCUCCUUGCAGACUGGCGGCUCCUUGCAGACUGGCAGCUCUGGCUGCUCCAAACAGGCAGGAGGCUCCGGCAGCGCUGGAGAGGAGAAAGGCUCCGACAGGGAAGGAGAGGCGAGGCGCACUGUAGGCCUGAUGCGUGGUGCUGGCACUGGUGGUAUUGGGCCGAGGACACGCACAGGAAGCCUGGUGCGGGGAGCUGCUACCGGAGAGCUGGGGUGUGGAGGUGGUACUGGAUAGACCGGACCGUGCAGGCGCACUGGAGCUCUUGAGCACCGAGCCUGCCCAACCUUACCUGGUUGAAUACUCUCGGUUGCCCUGCCAGUGCUGCAAGGUGGAAUAGCCCGCACUGGGCUAUGUAGGCGAACCGGAGACACCGAGCGCAAGGCUGGUGCCAUGUAAGCCGGCCCAAGGAGACGCACUGGGGACCAGAUGCGUAGAGCCGGCUUCAUGGCAUUUGGCUCGACGCUCAAUCUAGCCCGGCCGAUACGCGGAGCUGAAAUAUACCGCACCGGGCUAUGCACCCGCACUGGGGACACCGUGCGCACCACUGCAUAACACGGUGCCUGCCCGGUCUCUCUAGCCCCCCGGUAAGCACAGGGAGUUUGCGCAGGUCUCCUACCUGGCGUAGCCAUACUCCCUGAUA
Messenger RNA from Oncorhynchus masou masou (cherry salmon), 8186 nucleotides. RefSeq lists its product as uncharacterized. The record is from RefSeq and is a predicted model, not a curated record. The transcript has 4 exons. NCBI's taxonomy places the organism in Eukaryota, Metazoa, Chordata, Actinopteri, Salmoniformes, Salmonidae. The coding region runs from base 251 to 5980 and encodes 1909 amino acids.